AUGAGAAAGGCUCUACGUUGUUACGUUGAUAUCUUUUCCAGGUCGCGCCUGGGCGGGGUCAAAGUUCGCCACAGGAGACAGGCCCUGCAGGACAUGGCAAGACCCCUGAAACAUUGGCUGUACAAGCACCGGGACAACCCCUACCCAACCAAGACCGAGAAGCUGCUGCUGGCCCUGGGCUCCAACAUGACCCUGGUCCAGGUGUCCAACUGGUUUGCCAACGCGCGGCGACGCCUGAAGAACACGGUGAGGCGGCCGGACCUGAGCUGGGCGCUGAGGAUCAAACUGUACAACCAGUGUAUCCAGGGCAACGCCGAGAAGCUCAGUGUGUGCAGCGACGACUCUGAAGAUGAAGAAUGUCCCUUGGAGACUGCCGUCAGCCAGCAGUGUGACAUCAGCCGGUCCUCGUCCCUGAAACACGAAGAGGACAACCGGCUCCUCCGUCGGGCCGACUCCACCCACAGCGACGGCAGCCUCUCGCCGCCCUCCAAGUACAAGAGCGGCCUGCUGCACCGCUACCUCAGCGACCGCCGGCGGCCGGCGGGCACGCCGCACCCCGCUGACGCUGCCAAGGCCCGGCGCUCGCGGAGCCGCUUGGAGGAAUCGUUCAGCUCCGCCGAGGGCGAGCAGCAGGCGCUCUCUCCCGCCGGCUCCUCGGAGAUGGAGACAGAGUUUGUCUGCCACGUGGUCCAUAAACACGUCCUACACACUAGUGACUGGUUUUCUGGGAUUCUUUCUCUUUCAGACACAACCAACUGUGCCCCCACCCAACGUGAUCUAGAGCAGCAGCGGGGCCGAGGCCAGCAGGAGAGGGAGGGCUGGGGAGAGAUCCACGCUGCCAUGGCUCUGACCAACCUGGCCCAGGGCCAGCAUUUGUGUCUGUCCCCCAGCACCCCAGGACAGAGCUGCACCGGGGGACCUACCAGUAGCGCAAUUACCAAUAGUGUAGGCAAGGCCUGCACCCUGGGCCCUACCGGAGGCCCGUGGCAGAGCUGCACUGUGGGCUCCAUUAUCAGCGUGGGAAACACCCUCACCAGACGCAUCAUCCAGAAGUCUUCUCACAUCCUUGAAAUCCAGACGGUCAAGCUAGCCCUGGCUAACGGAGUGUAGCAGUUGGUUAGCUUGGCCCAUGCUAACAGCUUUAAGCUGUUGGUCAGGUUCGCCCUCGCUUAUAGCAUUUAGAUGUAUUGUCUCACGUCAAGGUUUAUCAUUUUAUGUACAGGCAGGAAUGGAAAACACUCCUUCUUGCGUCUUGAUUAAUAUUGUUAAUUUCUAUAACAUUAUUAAACUUUGAUAUCUUUAAAUUGUAAAAUGAAAUGUUCUGCAGUUUUAUUUUUCUUCCAUUUCUCUCUGAUAAUGUAAGUUAUAUUAACUUUUCACGAGACUGGAAUGUUAUCCAAUGAUAAACUUAUACUUAAAAGGUACAAUUGUAAUAAACAAAUUGUGAAAACAAUCUGCAUGGUUAGCCUUUAUGAUUCAUGAUCAUUAUGAUCCAGCCCCAUGUCAAUACCAUCUUACAGUAACAGCUUUUUUAAUUAAUCAGGGCACUAUGCUGCAGUCGUAAACGAAAACACAAAUACAUUAGUAAGCAUAUAAGGACUCUAGUUGUAGAUAGUUGACUCUUUCUUAAAACAUUUAGUUCUUUA
Messenger RNA from Gadus morhua (Atlantic cod), 1646 nucleotides. Its product is annotated as homeobox protein Mohawk-like. Lineage: Eukaryota; Metazoa; Chordata; Actinopteri; Gadiformes; Gadidae. The record is from RefSeq and is a predicted model, not a curated record. Gene Ontology annotation, biological process: muscle organ development; regulation of transcription by RNA polymerase II; cell development. Gene Ontology annotation, molecular function: RNA polymerase II cis-regulatory region sequence-specific DNA binding; DNA-binding transcription factor activity, RNA polymerase II-specific. The transcript is spliced from 6 exons. The coding region runs from base 1 to 1110 and encodes 369 amino acids. Gene Ontology annotation, cellular component: nucleus.